AGGAUUGAGGACUGUCUAUUGCUCAAAUAAUCAAUAAUUGUCUACAUUAUUUUUCCAAAGAGUUAUAAGUAAAAAUAAAACUAUGUUCUCAAAUUUCUAACCCUGUCAUUAGUAUUGAGUUUACUGAUAAUACACAAACGUAAAAUAUGAAAUAUCCCAAAAGCUUGGUUAAGUAUAUCAUUUUCAUUAAUAAAUAUUGUAAUUUGUUAUAAGUCUUAAUUCAUUUAUUUCCGGACAAAAUCAAUACUUAAGAUGCCUAGAAACGUGGAAAUUAAAGUGCACGUCUGUGACUUAGAUCUAGUGAAGCAACGUAUUAUAGAUUUGAAAAAAUCUAAUUCAGCUGACAAUGAAACAGUGGUUUUGAAACAAGAAGAUAUAUUUUUAAAUUUACCUAAUGAUAAAGCGGGUAAACUAAAGCUUAGGAAAAUAGAGGGUUCCCCUCAAGAACUCAUAUAUUAUGACAGAACAGAAUGUCCUGGACCGAAACUAAGUUCAUUUUAUAAAUGCAACGUUCCUGAAGAAUUAGAAAAUGUACUUUUAAACGCUUUAGGUACUUGGGGCGUUGUAAAGAAACAUAGAACAUUGAUAAUGGUUGGUCAAACUAGAGUUCACUUUGACUGUGUUGAAGGGUUAGGAAACUUUGUCGAAUUGGAGGUAGUACUGAAUGAAAAUCAAACAGUUGAGGAAGGUCAAACAAUUGCCAUGAAUCUUAUGUCGCAUAUGGGAUUUACAGAAUCUGAUUUAUUAUCUGUUUCAUAUGUAGACAUGUUACGUCAAAAAGAUAAUCAAUCAUAAAAAAAAAAAAAAAUUUUAUAAUAAAUUUAAAUUUGUUUCAUAAAAUAAAUAUAAAUGUACUGUUAAUAAAU
Adelges cooleyi (spruce gall adelgid) is the source of this 866-nucleotide messenger RNA. RefSeq lists its product as uncharacterized. The record is from RefSeq and is a predicted model, not a curated record. Lineage: Eukaryota; Metazoa; Arthropoda; Insecta; Hemiptera; Adelgidae. The transcript is spliced from 3 exons. Bases 253 to 795 code for a protein of 180 amino acids.